Vitis vinifera (wine grape) is the source of this 1582-nucleotide messenger RNA. RefSeq lists its product as uncharacterized. The transcript has 4 exons. The record is from RefSeq and is a predicted model, not a curated record. NCBI's taxonomy places the organism in Eukaryota, Viridiplantae, Streptophyta, Magnoliopsida, Vitales, Vitaceae. The coding region runs from base 368 to 1243 and encodes 291 amino acids.
AAGGAGAAAAGAAAUCUCCAUGGGAUGAGAGCUAACAAACGUUGAAACAGAGACUGUGAGACACAGAGAGACCAAGAAAAAGCAGCUUCAGAGCAGAUAUAGAGAACGUGGAGACGAUAUCCAAGCGAUUAUCCUGGAUUUUCGAUCUGGAUUUUCUAUGUUUUUCAGUAUUACUUGAUAUUUUCCUGGAAAAUUCGUCUUUUCUCGACGCAUUUGACUCUCUCACAUGAAAUUUUGAGGAAGAUUUCCUCUGUCAGAGUCGUAGAUCUUGAGGUUGAAGAUGAUCACCUUGACGCUGUGUGUGGUGGCUAAGAAAUUGUAGGAGAACGAGUGGAAACGUGAACUAGCUGUCGUGAAAUUGCGAGAUAUGGAGAAGGAAGAGAAGAGCCAGAGAACCUAUAAAGGUCCAGAAACUGAUUUUUUCUUACAGUGGGGUAAUAGGAAGAGGCUUAGAUGUGUGAGGGUCAAAGACCCAAAUGUUUCAGUUCGAUCCAAUGGUGCUAUUCGCAGGAAAAUCACAUCUCGUAUUGAUCGCUCCGUCGUCACUGGUUCUGAGAAAGAAAGCGCUCAUCUUCAACCCAGUCGCUUCACAAGGAAUACAGAGGGUGCGACGCUUAGAUCGGUGACAAACGAGAACCGGAAAUCGGGUUCGUCGGAGAAGGAAGAUCGGUACUACACGACCAGAGGAUCGGCGGGUAUGGAUGAUAACGGCAAAGUUUCGGUUGAGGGUGGAGGAGGAGGUGAUGACAGAGGUCUGGUGUGGCCAAAACUCUAUAUUUCACUGUCCAGCAAAGAGAAAGAGGAGGACUUUAUGGCUAUGAAAGGCUGUAAACUCCCUCAAAGGCCUAAGAAAAGAGCCAAGAUCAUUCAGAGAAGCUUACUUGUAAGCUUUCUUUUCUCUUCAUCCUUUUUUCAAUUUCCAAUUCUUCUUUUUUCUGGGAAUUUGGGGUUUUUGAAGGAGUUUGAUUUGAGAUUUGAUUUUUACAUGCAGUUGGUGAGUCCAGGGGCAUGGUUGUCUGAUAUGUGUCAAGAGAGGUAUGAGGUGAGGGAGAAGAAGACUUCUAAGAAGGUGAUUUUCUUAUACUUUCUCUCUCCCUUUCUCCUCCUUCUUUUCCUCUUGUUUAUGGUGGUUUCAUCAAAUCUUGGGUUAGUGGGGUAUUUGUGUGAUCUGGUGUUUGGGUUUGUGUUGCAGAGACCAAGAGGAUUGAAGGCCAUGGGAAGUAUGGAAAGUGAUUCAGAAUGAAAGAGCAGAAGGGGGCUUUCCUUUGGUUUUUGAAUUUUGAAUUUUGAUUUCUUUCUUCUAUGGCAAGUGGGGAAGAUGAGAUGAGGCUGGCCUGUAUAGGAGUCUUUUCUAAUUUAUAAUGAGAAAAUACUUUUAUCAUUUCUUCUUCUUCUUCUUCUUCUUCUACUCCCUUCUUUGGAAUGGGCCACUCUAGACAUUGGGGGCUUUUGCAGCUCCUAGUAUUAGAGAGAGUACCCUUUCUUUUUAAGGGCAAGUUCAUAUCCUUCCCCUGAAGAAGGUAAAGUUGCUUGUAGAAUCUUCACACAUUAUGACAGUAAAAGUAAUUAUUUGCCUUUUUUC